AACGGUCCAGGCUCUGCAGACGGCAUCCCACCUGUCCCAGCAGGCUGACUUGAGGAGCAUCGUGGAGGAGAUUGAGGAUCUUGUUGCUCGCCUCGAUGAACUGGGAGGUGUAUAUCUCCAGUUUGAAGAAGGACUGGAAACGACAGCCUUAUUUGUGGCUGCCACCUACAAGCUCAUGGACCACGUGGGGACUGAGCCAUCCAUUAAGGAGGAUCAGGUCAUCCAACUCAUGAAUGCCAUCUUCAGCAAGAAGAACUUUGAGUCACUCUCAGAAGCCUUCAGCGUGGCCUCUGCGGCCGCUGCGCUCUCUCAGAAUCGCUAUCACGUGCCAGUUGUGGUUGUGCCCGAGGGCUCUCCUUCCGACACUCACGAACAGGCUAGCCUUCGGUUGCAGGUCACCAAUGUUCUGUCUCAGCCUCUGACUCAGGCCACUGUUAAACUAGAACAUGCUAAAUCUGUUGCUUCCAGAGCCGUUGUCCUCCAGAAGACAUCUUUUACCCCUGUAGGGGAUGUUUUUGAACUAAACUUCAUGAAUGUCAAAUUUUCCAGUGGUUAUUAUGACUUCUCUGUCAAAGUUGAAGGUGACAACCGUUAUAUUGCAAAUAGUGUCGAGGUAAGUGCUUUUCUUGUCAUCCCCAUUAAAUCCACGGAAAUGACCAAGUAGGCACACAGCAUUAAU
Messenger RNA from Leptonychotes weddellii (Weddell seal), 679 nucleotides. The record is from RefSeq and is a predicted model, not a curated record. NCBI's taxonomy places the organism in Eukaryota, Metazoa, Chordata, Mammalia, Carnivora, Phocidae.